Molecule: messenger RNA, 3087 nt
Organism: Morus notabilis
Lineage: Eukaryota; Viridiplantae; Streptophyta; Magnoliopsida; Rosales; Moraceae
Product: receptor-like protein EIX2
Exons: 3
Coding region: 1-3087 (1028 amino acids)
Molecular function (GO): protein binding
Source: RefSeq, a predicted model, not a curated record
AUGGGAAGGCAAGAAAAUGAGACGAAAUUGCAUGUAUUCUACCGUAUUGGACUGGAAAUCCCGGUUGGCUAUGUUUUGGUUGUUGUGUUUAUUCUUGGAGAUAGUGUUAUUUGUGUUGGAAAGCAAAAACUCAGGUGCAAAGAAGCAGAGAGACAAGCAUUGUUGAAGAUCAAAGAGGGUAUUUACGAUGAUGAGCAUGGUUUUCUUUCAUCUUGGGGGGAAGAAGAAGAGAAAAGAGAGUGUUGUGAAUGGAUUGGAAUUCGGUGUGACAACCGAUCCGAUCAUGUCGUUAGGCUCGAUCUUUCUGCUUCAACUUUUGGUCCAGAUUUCUAUUACUUUGAAGGAACCAACAUCAGUUCUUCAAUGGUUAAUCUCAGUAAUUUGAAGUAUUUGGACCUAAGUGGCAUCAAUUUUUAUUGGCAUCAAUACCCAAUCCCAAGUUUUCUUGGUACCCUCAGCAAAUUGAGGUACCUCAACCUCUCUCAGACUUACCUAUGGGGAGAAAUUCCUCCUCAACUUGGAAACCUUUCCAGCUUGCAAUAUCUAGAUCUUAGCAAUACUGAACUACGCAUAAAAAAUAUGAAUUGGGUCUCACAUCUUUCUUCUUUACAACUACUUGACCUUAGUUCCAUGUACAUGAGCUUACCCGAUGACUGGGUGCAUGUGGUCAAUAACCUUCCUCGCUUGGUAAGUUUGAAGUUGAGUGAAUGUUUUCUUCCAGAUGUUGUUCCUCCGCAUCUUUCCCUCGUUAAUUCUUCAAGAUUUCUCGCCGUCCUUGAUCUUUCCAGCGUCUAUUUUCCAUCUGCUUCUAUAUUGCUGUGGUUGUUCAACUACAGUCAUAGCCUUGUUCAUCUUGACCUUGCCGGUUCCCUGCCAAAUAGUUCUUUUCCAGAAGCAUUUGGUAACAUGGCUUCCCUUGAAUACCUUGAUCUUCAAUACAAUUUUCAAGGUUCCAAUAUUCCAGAUUCUUUUAGGAAUAUGACUGCGCUUACAUAUCUUGAUCUGAGCCACAGUAAUUUAGAAGGUUCCAUACCAGAGUCCUUUGGGAAUAUGACAUCCAUUGCAUAUCUCGAUCUCAGCGGCAAUCACUUGGAAGGAUCCAUUCCAGAAUCUUUUGGAAACAUGGCUUCUCUUGAAUACCUUGAUCUUAAGACAAACAUGCUAGAAGGUGAAAUUCCGGAAUCUAUUUGGAAAAUUUGUGCACUAAAGCAAUUCCGUGCAGAUAACAACGGUCUUAGCGGACAGCUCCGAUUCUCUGAAUCAUCAUCCAGGUGUGCUCAUUUCCCUUUGGAGUUUUUGAACUUAGAUGAUAAUCGAAUUGUGGGAUCGUUGCCUAACUUUACACUGUAUCCAUCUCUGAAAGCGCUACAUCUUUCCUCGAAUCAAUUAAAUGGAAACACAUCAAAAAGUAUAGGUCAACUAUCAAAGUUGGAGGUUUUGGAUAUUUCUAACAACUCAAUGGCAGAUGUGAUGUCUGAAGCUCAUUUUUCUGAACUUUUCAACCUACAUACUUUGAAUUUAUCUUCCAACUCACGUUUGGUUUUGAACAUGUCUUCUGAUUGGAUUCCAUCCUUUCAUGGAUUGGAAAGUAUAUCCCUUAGAUCUUGCAAGUUGGGUCCUCAUUUCCCCAAAUGGAUCCUAACUCAAAAGAAUUGUACCAUUCUUGACGUCUCCAAAACCGGAAUUUCAAAUCAUAUUCCCUACAAUUUUUGGAAAAGUCUUCCUAAUUUGGAGAGUCUUGAUCUGUCUGAUAAUGAAAUCAGGGGAACAAUUCUGGAUAAGCAAAGAUUCAGGGGACCUUCGAGAUUGAUUUUGAAGGAGAUAGAUUUGAGUUCAAACCAGCUAGAAGGCUCGAUACCUCUUUUUUUACUCGAAGUGGUUUCACUAAAUCUUUUCAAAAAUCGAUUUUCAGACCUAAAUUUCCUGUGUAAGGUUCAUAAAUCUCCAUAUCUGACCUUUCUUGAUGUUUCAUACAAUCAACUUUCGGGCGAGAUUCCUAAUUGUUGGUCAAAUAUGCGCUACUUGCGAAUUCUUAUUCUGGCAAAUAAUAAGUUAUCGGGGAAAAUUCCUGCCUCUCUUGGCUUGUUAAGGAAACUACAGACCUUGCAUUUGGGUAACAACAAUUUGACCGGGGGAUUGCCUUCAUCCUUACAAAAUUGUACAUGGUUGAUUAUUUUUGACGUAGAAGCAAACAAAUUGUCAGGGCAGAUACCAGCGUGGAUUGGGAAGAGUUUCGCAGCUCUUGUCAUUCUUAGCCUGCGAUCCAAUAACUUCAAUGGGAGUAUUCCUGUAGAGCUGUGUCGCUUAGUACGCCUUCAACUCUUGGACUUGUCUUCAAAUGAUCUCUCGAUCAAUGUCCCCAAAUGUCUUGACAAUAUUACAGCAAUGAAAGAAAUUGGGAGCGAAGAUUCAACAAUUUAUUGGCCUUACGAAGUAUGGAAAGGAGCAUUCCAGGAAUUCACAAGCUUGGGACUUCUGAAGAACAUUGAUUUGUCCAGUAACAAGUUGUCAGGUGAAAUUCCAAGAGAAAUCACUAAGCUCCUUGGAUUGAUUUCUUUGAACUUGUCGAGAAACAAUCUGACUGGAAAGAUCCCGCAAGAGAUUGGUCGGUUGAAAUCUUUAGAUCUUCUUGAUUUGUCAAACAAUCACCUUUCCGGCCGAAUUCCUUCGAGUCUCUCUCAAGUAGAUCGUCUCAAUACAUUGGACUUGUCAAGCAACAAUUUGUCAGGCAAAAUUCCAACAGGAACUCAACUCCAAACACGCGAUGCUGCUGCAUACAUGGGAAAUCCUGAACUUUGUGGAGAUCCACUCCCAAAGAAAUGUCCAGGUGAAGAAGAACCACCCAUCUCUCCUGGAGCUACUGAAGAUGCCCACGAUGGCGAAGAAGAAGAUGGGUUCAUAACCAAAGGAUUUUACAUUAGUGCGGCAGUUGGAUUUAUAGUUGCAUUUUGGGGAGUUUGUGGGACAUUAGUCUUCAACAAGAUGUGGAGAUACAGAUACUUCAACUUAUUGAAUGACGCUGGUGAUUGGCUUUACGUAACCGUAGCAGUUCGCAAGGCAAAACUGUCGAGGAUGAUCAAAACCUAG